CUCACACAGAUGGAACAAGGAGGGUUGGUUAUAAAAAUCUUUGCGAAGAUGUCCAUUGUUUCUCGUUGCGUCCUCUGUCCUCGUCACACAUUGAAUGAGAAAGCCAGAGGUCCCGCCCCUGUGACAUUCUUCUUCAUUCGGUUUUGAGAAGGAGACGAAGAGAGAGGAGAUAGGACGCAACGAUUUUGAAAUUGAAAUCUCCCUUUGUCUCACACAAGUGAAGAACAAACGACGAAUCAUCGAAUCUGAAUCGUCAGAUUUGUAAUCACAUUUUCGGGCGGGAUGAUUGAAAGUUUGUUUUCGUGGAUCAGUGACCACUGUUGAAAAUCUGCAUAGUAUGUUUUAUGGCUACUUUUAUGAUACGAUCAGUAAAACAUUUGAGCAAUAAUAUAAUUUUGACCAUCGCUAUGAAAAGAACUGAUAUGGAGCGACCAUCGAGGAAGACAAAGCUUGUAAAUUAUUCCGAUUUCCAGGAAUUGGAUGAUGAUGAUGAUUUUGCCUCUGUGAAAGCACCACCCAGCAAAAAAGCCAAGGAGAGUGUGAAAGAACCAGCACAGGAGAAAAGCAAGAAACCCUCAAACAAGACCUCCAGUCAAGAGACUGGCUCACAGCCCAUAAGCCACAAGGACAGGAAACCAUUGGAUGAGAAGCUGUAUGACAGAGAUUUGGAAGCAGCUCUUACUUUGUCGUUGCUUAAAACCACCGAGAUAAAUGAGGAACAAUGUUCUUAUAAUCCAGAAAGAUGUGUCAAGAAUCAACCGCAAAAAGAUGGUGAAAAUCUGGAUCCAUCAUUACGCCUUUCUAACUGCAGUGUGGACAUCAAUCAUUUGGGCCUUGACCAGAUCACGAAUGAUCGGGGAUCCCCUUGCGCCCCCUCCAGACAGAGGAAGGCAGCCUCCAAGGCUACAGAGCAGCAAAGGAGCAUGCUGAAGGAUGGCGAUGAGGACUACAAUCCCAAAGGGACACCAGAUUCAGAGAGUGAUGCUGAUUUCAGUGAUCCAGCUGAAAGUGGUGAUGAUGAUGAGUUCACAAUAAAGAAACCAGAGAAAAAGAAGAAAAACACAAAAGAGAAGACAGCUAAGAAGGAGCAACCAAAAGCUAAACCUCAGGCGGCCUCAAAGGAAGAAAAGCAGCCUUCAAAACCAUCAAAAACCAAACCACAUUUGACAGGGACUCCCAGUCUAAAAACUCCCACCUUAGGUAGAAGUCCAACUGCUAAGCCUGCUUCCGUGCCCAAGAGGUCUCCUGCCGCUUCUCCUGUCUCCAGACCUGCAGUCUCUGGCAGACCUGCAGUCUCUGGUAGUCCAGCAGGGGGCAGAAUACCCAAGUGGAAUCCUCCAGGUCAUGUUGGAAGAAGUCCCGGCUCAUCACAGAGUGCCCCAGUGAAGUCUCCAGGGCAGGGUCUAAGACUUGGACUGUCUCGCAUGGUGCGGGUUAAACCCCUACACCCCAGUGUUGCUAGUCACUGACCCCACCUAUCUAUUAAAGAGGAGCGCUGUGCCUCUGCGUAAUUGACAGUUAACUUUCAGGAUUCCUUUUGUAAUCCUCUAGAUCUGUCUAUUUUAAUAAGAGGCAUUCAAAUUGUACUGUUAAUUAGUAUUUGUCUGGUGUCAUACAUGCGCUCAUUUUAUAGCAGCUCAUCUUUUGGACCAUUUGAAUUAACAAAGGUCAGUUCCCAACUUUUACUGUUAUUAGGCCUACAGCAAAGCCUUUAGAUUUCAAACCCUUUGUGUCUUUUAUUAUUUCAGAGAGGUUUUUGUCUUCUGUCUGUUUAGUUUUCACUCAAACAUGUAAAAGAAAUGGUGCAAUGGCGCACUCUGCUGGAUACAAUAAUCUUAAAAUGCUAAAUGAUCAUUGUUAAAGGGACUGAGACCCUGCCCCUGUUUCGGUAAGAAGCUGAGGGAUGAGGCUGGAGAAAUGUAACCACUCUGAAAUUCAUAGAUAGAGCUGUGGAUGCAAGGACUGACCAUAUAGUAAAAACUAUAGUUUUUACCAUGUUUUGAGGCUAUAUACCCAAAGUGCAAAAACAGGUUGAAUCAACUUUAUUUUCACGCCAUUUCAACCCCAAAAAAAUCUAUGUGAUGAAGUUGAAUCAACGUGGAAAACUGAUUGGAUUUUCAAAAAGUCAAGGUAAGGGUAUUUCAUUUUAUUUUUCACCCAACUUUUAACCUAAAACGAGAUGACAUUUGUUGUUAAUUUCAUGUUAAAUUCACGUUAGUUGACAACUAAACUAAAUGUAAAUCAAAACGAGAAGUUGAACUGAAGGCUGUGGCUAGUGUUUGUUUGCAUUUAAUGUAUUAACAAACAUUGGGAGUAAAACAGCUUAUAUUUUGGGGUCUGAUGGGGUAUGACCAUUGAACUAACCUCAUGAGCCAUUUAUAUGUUAUAUUCUUCAAGAAUCAAUGGGCCAAUAUCAUUAAUUUUAAAAGUAAAACAAUGGAUGUAGCAACUGCAGAAUGCCCCUUUUAUAUAACGUUUUACCUUGAUUUUAUGAACAUCUAGUAGAAUAGGCUAUGUACGUGUUCUAUUUGUGUUUAAGGUUUUGUGGAUUUUGUUGUUUAGCGAAAUCUUUGUACAAUGUGUAAAUAUAAAACAUUAAAGAUUCAAUAGAAACUAA
Molecule: messenger RNA, 2617 nt
Organism: Salmo salar (Atlantic salmon)
Lineage: Eukaryota; Metazoa; Chordata; Actinopteri; Salmoniformes; Salmonidae
Product: RAD51-associated protein 1-like
Biological process (GO): interstrand cross-link repair; double-strand break repair via homologous recombination
Molecular function (GO): single-stranded DNA binding; double-stranded DNA binding
Source: RefSeq, a predicted model, not a curated record